This is a messenger RNA of Sparassis crispa, 234 nucleotides long. RefSeq lists its product as hypothetical. Gene Ontology annotation, molecular function: protein binding. Lineage: Eukaryota; Fungi; Basidiomycota; Agaricomycetes; Polyporales; Sparassidaceae. The coding region runs from base 1 to 234 and encodes 77 amino acids. The record is from RefSeq and is a predicted model, not a curated record. The transcript has a single exon.
AUGUCCACUGUAGACGACUUUCCCAACGAGCUCCUGUUCGACGUCUUCACCCACCUCCCUCUUUCAGCACUCAUCGCAGCCCGUACGGUAAACAAGAGAUGGCGAGAGCUCAUUGCCGUCACCCCCGUUUCCCCUUCCCGCCGCAGACUCCUCGAUCUCUACAUAGAUGCCAUUAUCGAAAUGCGACUAGCAACGGGGCGACCCACUCAGGGUCGAAACGGCAAAGCCGGGUAA